Molecule: messenger RNA, 13687 nt
Organism: Bactrocera neohumeralis
Lineage: Eukaryota; Metazoa; Arthropoda; Insecta; Diptera; Tephritidae
Product: collagen alpha chain CG42342
Exons: 14
Coding region: 2019-4553 (844 amino acids)
Source: RefSeq, a predicted model, not a curated record
AAACGCAACAUAAGCAUUCAGUCGAAGAAUUAAAGUGGUUUAAAACACAUCUGUGUCGACGGUUACGGACGCAACGCAGAAAAGUCCACAAUAUUCGAAUGCAGUGCAGCAGACGCGCUAGGCUGUAUGCAACAACAAAGUGUGCGCACGUUGUUAAUAAAUAAAAUUGUUAGCAAUAAAAAUAGAUAGCCAAAUAAAAUGAACCAUAAAGAAAGCAAAUCAAUCUAUACAAAAUAUUUGCACACAGAUGCGGUGCCACAGUGAGUGUAAAAAUCCGGUGCGUAGAAGAAAGUCUAGUGAAUUGUGAAGAAAUAUUGAAAGUGGAGUGUCAGCGCAAAUUAAAGGAGCAAGUUUAAAUUCUUAAAAGUUAAAGUGAGUGAAAUGCAUAAUACAAGGCAAUAACGUGCCAAUAACAACAACAAUAACGCAAACGACAGAAGUUAGUGAAAACCAAAACAUAAAGAACGGCGAGUCCUAGGCGGGGUGGAUUACAAAUCAAAUAAAAUACACACAAUCCGAUUCGAGCGGAAGAGGCGGAAAAUAAAAAUAAUAACAACCGCCGUGCGGCGCAACUGAAUUGUCAAAAAAAAAAAUCGGUAUGAACAGAAUGACAACUGGGCAAUUUUUGUUUUAAGGACAAGCGCCGAAGAAAAACGCCAAAAAACAUACAACAUUACUAAAGUUGCCACAACCGAGUUGAGAGUAUCGUGCUAAAACAACAGUAAUAAAGCAGCAAGAACAGCAAACUUGGCAGACAAGCGCUGAGCGAGUGGUGGAGCGACGGGCGCAGGGCGUUGUGAAAAUGGUUGAAACGAUGACAAUUGCCAGUUGUUGCAAGUAGCGUAGAGACUGUCAAAAACUUGUCAAACCAGCACACACAAGUGGCAGCGCACAGAAGCUGCAAGGGAAGUGGCACGACAACAAUACGAGCCGCACACAAGAAACACUAGAACAAGCUGCCGCGGCUGAAGACAGCACAAACUAGUUUUUGUGUGAAAAAAACCUAAAUAAAAUUUACGUUGUUUCCUUUUUGCACCAAAGUCCUUUUAUUUGUCUUGGGCGACACGACGAACAAGAGCAACUAAUAAAUCCAACAAAAGAAGUAGCACAAGCCUUACUCGAACCAAACAAAAAGCGUUGUUAAGCGCCGAAACAUUAAACCGGCAGUGAGCACCCAGAAAAGGAACAACAACCUGACCCAAAGCUACUUGACGACGACUUGAAGGAGCGAGCGCAUGAAAAGCGCAGCAAAGCCAUAAAAGAGCUUGAGUUUCGCAGAACACAGGAAAAGGUGUGACGAGGGCCGACAGCCGUUGAUGUGACAACGCUGCUCAUACGAAUUUGCAGCGCCAAAAGUCGGAGACGGCGACGAAGAGAGGCGCUCCUCGUGUACUUUUGAUUGGAACUGCCACGUUAGUGUGCGUAAGUGAAAUGUAAUCAUGCGGAUAAUGCGAGCAUACCUUCAAACGGCAACAAUAACAACUGCUUACUAAUAGCUGCCACAAUAGCAACAACAACAACAGUAAAUAAUCCUGAAGAGGGCACAUACAAAUCAUAAGGACAACAUUCACAAGUGAGCAAAGUGAAGCUUCCUUGCUGGCAAGAUAUUCAAAUCAAAAGACGCAGCAGCUGCAACAGCAAUAACGGCACACACUAGCCGGCGGCAGAAAUAAAUGAGCAAGAUUGUUGGCGCACUGCGUGCAAUAUGUCCGUGAGGACAUCGGAAUUCUACGUCAAAGCAAAGCGCGCAGGGCACAGCAGGACAACCGGAAUGUAAUAUUCUGCUGCUAACGGUGAACAAUGUCUGUAUGAUAUCAUAGCAACAACAAAGCGGAGCACAAUAACAAGCAACCAAAACCAAAAACGAUAAGAAAAACAAACAAAAAUCAAAACAAUUACCUCAGACGCAAAGGAAAAGCGUCAGUGGCACAUUGCAGCGCUACGUCAACAACAACAUACGCAAGCAACAGCAACAGCAAUCGGUCCAUAGUGCCAGCGAAGUGUGACAGCAGCGAAUAAUGCGCCAAGACAAGGCACUACACGCCAGCCGGACGGCAGCCACGAGCAGCACACAACUCGAAACGCCAACGCCAACAACAGCAACAGCACAAGUGUCCGCCGCAAUGCUGCAGCAACAGCAGCGCGUGCACAUGGCCGCCACGCAGCCAGAAGCAGCACCAGCGGCCGCACCAGCUCCACGGUCGGCGCGUGCAACAGAAGUCGAAACCGAAACCGAAAACACGCCGUGCGCGGAGCACCGUGUUGACAUGAGAUGUCCAAACAGUAUUCUCCAUGCUGCGCAGCAACAAAAACAGAUGCCCAACACAGACAUGGCCUUGAGCGCCAGUGCAGCAUUGGGGGGCAGGAGCAGCAGCGCAGCGACGCAGAAAUUACAUGGCCAGCAAACGGCAAUGCCAAAUGCAGCGCACGCAGCCGCUACCACCGAACUGCUAACGACAGCAGCAACAACAAAUUGCAAAACAGUGCACGCCACUCGCCUGCCAACAGUUGAUAAGGACAACGAUAACAAAAGCAUGAACACAAGCAACAGCAGCACAUUGUUGACACAAAAACAACAGCAGCAGCAACAACAACAACAGCAACAACAACGAACCGUGGCCUCCACAAAGUCAACGGCAGCAGCUGCUGAGAAGGCAGACAGCGCAUUCCGCACAACAAAUAUUUUCGCAGCCGUCUGCCGCGGCUACAGCUGGACCAGCGCCAAGGAUCGCACCAACAGCAAAGCGCUCUUCCAUUUACUCAAUAUGAUUUUUUUUAUGCUGUGCCUCAUUGCGUGCGCUCUGGCGAUGUACAGCAUUGUGCGGCAUUCGCGCAACGAGCAGCGGUUGCGGCAAGUGUUGCAACUGGACGAACGAAUAAGUGCACUGGAGCUGCGGCUCCAAUUAUGUGAGCAGCACCACCAACCAAGGCAACAGCAACAUUUCGAUUUGGACACGAACCGACCGCUAAAUAAUGAGCGCACCAGCACCAGCCCGGAGCUGGUGGAUACCACCGGUGAUUUGCAUAAUCAGCCAGGGGCGCCACCAAAGCAAAUGUCCGUGGAUGUGACACAAACGCUGCAGCGAUUGUCGCGACAGGUGAGCGAUUUGCAUCGUUUGCGUCGUGAUGUUUCGCAUUUGCAAAUGUCGCGUCGGCAACAGCAGCGCCGGCAGGCGAGUUUGGCGGCGGCGACCACCGCCGAUGGACUACUGUUGCAGACACCGCAGCAAACGCAUUCCGGCGAAUGUGGAUGUACGGCAGGGCCACCUGGACCACCAGGCCCACCGGGCAAACGGGGGAAACGUGGCAAGAAGGGCGACCCUGGCGAAAAGGGUGAUCCGGGCGUCAAUGGCGUGAACGGCGAGAAGGGCGCUGCUGGCAGACCGGGCGACAAAGGUCAAAAGGGCGAUGUGGGCCAUCCGGGCAUUGAUGUCUUCCAAACGGUGAAGGGGCUGAAGCGCUCGGUCACGACCUUACAUGGCGGCACUUUAGGUUAUGCUGAAAUUGUUGCUGUCAAGGGUGAACCCGGCGAGCCCGGUCCGCCUGGACCGCCGGGACCACCUGGUGAGCCCGGCUCACCCGGCAUGAAUGGCGGACGUGGUCCACCUGGCGAAACCGGCCCAGCGGGACCUGCUGGACCACCUGGAGAACCCGGACCGAUUGGCCCACCUGGCGCGCCGGGCACACUGGGACCUAAGGGUGACAAAGGUGACCGCGGUGAUCGAGGUCUUACGACGACCAUUAAGGGUGACGAAUUUCCCACCGGCAUCAUUGAGGGGCCACCAGGUCCAGCGGGACCACCUGGUCCACCUGGAGUACCUGGCGACCGCGGCGAAGUGGGCCCCGCUGGACCACCCGGGCCGCCCGGCGAGAAGGGACCGCGCGGCAAACGCGGAAAGCGGAUCUUCGGACCCGGUGGCGCCAAAGACGAGGACUACGACGACCCACCAGUACAACUGCUGCGUGGGCCACCCGGUCCGCCGGGCAUGCCUGGCAAAGACGGACGUGAUGGACGCGAUGGCUCUAAGGGUGAUGCGGGCGAACCCGGCGAACCAGGUUCGCUGGGACCACGUGGUCUGGACGGUCUGCCUGGUGAGCCAGGCAUUGAGGGACCGCCUGGCCUGCCUGGCUAUCAGGGCCCACCCGGUGAGAAAGGCGAUCGUGGUGAUAUUGGACCGCCCGGUCUGAUGGGUCCACCAGGACUGCCCGGUCCACCCGGCUAUCCGGGUGUGAAGGGCGAUAAGGGCGAUCGCGGUGAUUCAAAGUAUAGAAAAAUGCGCCGGCGACAAGAUGAGGGAAUGUCCGAUCAGCCACAUAUGCCAACCAUUGAAUAUCUUUAUGGUCCACCUGGACCGCCCGGUCCUAUGGGUCCACCCGGCCAACCAGGUAAGCAUGGAGAACGUGGCAUGGAUGGGCGCAAGGGAGAUUCGGGUGAGAAAGGACAGAAAGGCGACCAAGGACCAAUGGGCUUACCGGGUCCAAUGGGUAUGCGUGGCGAUUCCGGUCCAGUCGGUCCCUCUGGCAAAGCCGGCUUACCGGUGUGGGGCUACUAAUUCUAAACAGGCAAACACACACAAACUUAACUAUAAAUGAAUACUAAAAGCAAAAACCAAAAACAAAAACAAAAAACGCUAACUGAAACGAAGUUAAUGAAACGUCAAAAAAGCAUAAAUAAAUUGAAAGCAAUGCAAACAAAUAGUUAAUGCAACAUACACACACACACAUACAACAACUUGCAACAACAGCAAUGAACACAUAACGCGCACAGCAAAUACAAUAACACGUACACAACGCACAACAUGCCACAAACAAUACAAAUAUUGCUACACUAACACAUACAUACGCACACAUAUAGAUACUAAAGAACUUCAAUACACACACACAAACAAACAAUACACAUGUGUGCACCACAUGCCACACUAAAUACCGUAAUUACUUUGCGAACCAAAACUACGGUUAUGCAAACACAAUUUGUGACCCAAACGCAGUGAAAAAUCAAAAAUGCAAGCAAAAUCGAAAAAUUUUCGCAAACACAUUUCGAAAGACAAUUCGACAAAUCGAAAUAAUAGUAAGCAUAGAUAUCCCAAAAGACACAAAAACAUAUUUACACUCCGAUAUCAAAAGUCAGGUUUGUGCUUACCGCUAUUUGACCUUAGACCUAUACACACAAAAACAGCAAAAACAAAACAAUUGCUAAUAACUCACAGUUGAACUCGCCGAACUCCAGCUCGUCAAACAACAAGCUUUCAACUUGCAAGUAGACACACAUACACGGCACACAUGUACAUGUGUAUUUCCAGAACAAAUGCAAGCUUAAGUACUUAAGUCCAAGUAUAUAAAUAUUUGUUAAGAGCAUUUCUGAAAAGUGUAAAUAUGUCUAAAUAGCAUCAGCCGAAAGUAUUCCCGAAGAAUUUAAUUUCACAUUUUUAUGCAGCUUAAGUUUCAAUGUUGCUAAGUUUUCUUUGUAUUCUGAUAUAAACCGAAAAUAUGCUUGGCGAGAAUUGGAGCAGAAAAUUUUAUGAAACAUUUUAGUUGGUGAAUAAUCUUCUUCUUCUUCCUAUCGCUAAAAAAAAGUUUUCACAAAUGUAUAUAUAACUAAACAUAAUCUUUGUGAAUUUUUUUAAAUUUUUAUUUCUAAAUGUCUACAAUAUUUAGACAUGUGAAGAAUGAUAGACUUCUUUAGAUGAGUUCAGUGUUUCUAAGAGUUUUUAAACUAAUUACAAGUGGCGAUUCUAGCAUCCUCUAACAGAUACAAUAUUUGAACAUGGAACUGCUCUCCCAUUUUUACUAAGGAGAUCGAUAUUUUAUAGAUAGGCUUAAGCGAGCUCUCAUUUUAGAAUAUAAUAGGAAUCGAAAAAGCAGAAUUAUGCUUCACACACUAACAAUUCAAGAGUAGUGAAUCGAACACAAACUGGCCAACUGGUAUAAAAUGGAAUAGACUGGUAUAAGCAAAUACAAAUAGCACAACAAAUGGUUAUCCAUAUUAAUGAGGUCCUUAUAUGGAGUUCACUUGGCAACUGUUUUGUUGAAUUCACAUGUAACUUUUUGGGUAGAGCAGUCGUGAGUAGAAAAAAUUAACACGAGAAAAAGUACGUCUCAAUUUUUUCCGAAACACUUUAUAACAUAAUGAAGGUUGAAUUUUCAACAAAAGAAGCUUUUAUUUUAAAAUUUUCGAGAAAACAGCCAAAAAAUUUAAACCAUAAAUUUCUGAAAGGCUCAGUGAUCAACUGCGAUUUCUUUGUAAGAAAUUAGCGGAAUUUUUAUUGAUUUACGUGGACUUAUUUAUACUCUGAACAGGGUGUAUAAAAUUUGCCACGAUAUUUUGCAACACCCCAAAGGGAACGUCGGAUACCCUAUAAAGUAUAUGUAUCUAUGAUCUAAUGAUCAGCGUGACGAAUUGAAUUAAUUUAGCCAUGUCCAUCGGUCAGUCCUUCUGUCUGCCUGUAUGUAUAUACAUAUGUACUACUGUGCUCAAAUCGAAAGGUGAAUUUUUUCCAUUUCAUCUCCUUCAAAGUAAUUCCCUCCCGCUGCAAUACACUUAUGCCAACGAGUUUUCCAGUCAUCAUGGCACUUGGAAAACCCUCCGUCGUGAUGGCCAUCAGAGCCUUCUUCGAUUCUGCUUUCAUAUUCUCAAUUGAGUCAAAACGGUGUCCUCACAGUGGUCACGUGACUUUGCUGAAUAGCCAGAAGUUACGCGAAGGUAAAUCAGACGAAUGCGGUGGUUGCAGCAUGAUAUUAGAUGUAAAUGUGGCGAAAUUAUCAGAAGUAACCAAUGCAGUAUGAGAUGGUGCAUUAUCGCACUUCUUUGUUCAAAAAAUUCAUACCAAAAAGUUAGUGAAAAUCGAGGAAUUCACUUUUAGAGCCUCACAAAACGACGCGUAUCUCAAAUACUAAUUAAUAUUUUGACGUCAAAUUUAGCAUAGAUGUCACUAACAGUACUUCCAACUUACCGAAAAAGAAUUUAUCGAUUCGAAAAACACGCGAAGUAUAAAUUAAAAAUUCACCUUUCAAUUUGAUCACAGUAGUAUAUACCACUAAUCAGCGUGACGAGAUGAGUCGAUUUAGUUAUGCCCAUCUGUCUGCGUGUCUAUAUAUAUGAGAACUGGUUUCUUAAUUUUUGACAUAACGAUUUGAAAUUUCGGAUACGUACUUUUACACACAAGAAGCUAUUCAUUCGAUAGAAUCGCUAGUAGCGGAUCACUAAAGCUGUAGCUGUCAUACAAACUGAACGUAUAAUUCUACGAUAUUCAGAACGUAUUUCCGAAAGCAGUGGUGCAGAUUUUUUAAUUUAAAACUGACAAAUUCGAAAUUUCGAAAAGUUAUUGUAAGAGCGAAGGUAUAACAUGUGAGAGCUUUUAAGCGUAGAAGAGUUUUUCUAAAUUUCAAAUUUCAAAAUUGAGUAGAAAACGAAGAAACGAGUUCAGGAACGUUGUUACUGGAAGUCUACAUUAUUAUUUUGUUGACUAUUACCAUAGUAUAUUAUAAUAUUAGCCAGUAACGUUUCCUAGCAGCUGCUGGUAAAAGUAAAAACCUUUUCACAUUUAGAAGAACUGAAUAUCGUAAACUAAAAUACAAAUUAACGUGACAUCACUUUUCAUAAGUUUACAGGAGGUAUAAUACAAACCACCCACAUUGAAACAAAAUUUGAGUUUUGGUUAUAAAAUGGUAACCAAUACAUUGGUUAUAUCUGUGAGCGGAAGCUUUGUAUAAAAUGAUGUAGUGAAUCGUGAGCAAUAAAAAACUCAAUUUAGAAUUUGCUUUACAUUUUAAGUGACAAUAUAGACUACGAAAUUUUGUUUUGAAUAGUUUUUAUUUAUUAUUCUUGAGCAUGAGUUUCUCUGCAUUUCGUUAUUAAGCUCAGCGUUCUUGGAACCAUAAGACAAGCCGUGUCACUUACUAAUACAUAGACUAUACACAUAUACAUAUAUAUAUGACUAUAUAUAUUAAAGCUAUACCACAUACAAGGUCUGUCGCAAAAGAAACAGGGCUGUUAAAAAAAACAACCAAAAAUUAAUAUUUUUCAAAAGUUAUUUUUUUUUAUUCAAAGUAGUUUCCUUGUGCUUCGAUACAGCGUUUAGCCCGGUCAAUUAGCAUUUCAAAUGAGUGUUUAAGGUCAUUUUUCGGAAUGCUCUUGAGAAUAUCGGUCGUCGCCUUUUGAAUAGCUGAAAUGUCCUGAAACCAGUGUCCUUUCAUGGGCAAAUGAAGUUUUCUAAAUAGAUAAAAAUCACAGGGUGCCAGAUCAGGGGAGUAGGGUGAGUGAUGAAUGGUUAAUAUGGAGUUUUUGUUCAAAAAAUCAGUGACAAGCGUCGACCGAUGACACGGCGCAUUAUCGUGCAACAGGCGCCAGGACCCUGCCUCACGGUAUUGUGGUCGAGCACGACAAAUGCGUGACAACAGACGCUUCAUAACACCAAGGUAAAACAGAGCAUUAAUCAUUUGGCCAGGUGGGGCGAACUCUCCGUGUACAAUACCCUCGGAAUCGUAAAAACAAAUCAGCCUUUAUAUUGACUUCUGAAGACGAUCGACUUCAGAUCGUCACAGAGGUCCUCACGACCUUCUUGGAAUCGCUUAAACCACUCGUGCACAUUACUACGGGAUAGGCACUGAUCACCAUAAACGUUUUUCAUCAUUUGAAAUGUUUCAGUAAACGUUUUCACAAGUUUAAAACAAAAUUUAAUAUUUGCUCUUUGCAUUUUACGACCGAUGACCAAAAGCUGCUAUCACUUUUUGAUCGAUAACAUCGAUUGUAGUUAUCCAAUUGUCUUAAAAUUUUUACGAAAUAUCAACAAGAAAUCAAACUUUUUAUUUCAUGUACCCACCAAUAGGUGGCCCCACCAGAAAGAGUUAUAUUUAAAAAGUUCUGUUUCUUUUGCGACAGACCUUGUUUAUGUAUAUUUUCUAAACCUCUGAUUAAAAAAGAAAUCAUAUCAUUUAUGCAUUUAACUAACGGAACUAUAUCAUAUACCCACUUAACACACUACAAACAAUAACAAAAACAUACAACAAAAAAAAACUAUUAAAACUUGCAAACAAAAUUAAGCUAAGUUCCAGUGCUUUCAAGCCAAGAAGAGCCUACCUGCUACGUCGCUAUGUACAUACAACCACAGAUACAUAUACAUAUGUAUAUGUAAAGCCGCUUACAACUUGAAGCGUGUUUUUGCCACACGUUACACUGUUUAACAAAAUAGCAUUUACGACUUUACUUGACAUUUCACCCAAUUUAUUGAUUACCUUGAAUAGAAGUGCAACUGCACACAUAUACAUACAGAUAAAUAUCUAUAUAAAUGUAAAUACAUACAUAUGUAAGAUAUUGAUUGACAUGUGCCAGAGUUAUUAGGGCGUGCAGCCAAAUAUACGCAUAUGUGGCAUAAAUAUUUAUAAGUGUUUUGUGUACCGUCCAUGGGCUUUGUCUACAUACACACAUACAUACACACAAACAAACAUACAUUCACACACACGCACACACAGUGCAGAGAAAUCUAAUUGCAAAGAAACUGCAUAGGGCAAAUACAUACUUACAUAUGUACAUAUACUUACAUAUACAUAUAUGCUGCCGGCAUGCUGAGGCGUAUACGUAACAAAGCUGUUGAGCUGUAGAAAAAGCAACAACACAUAAAAACACACACACACACACCUACACAGAAUAGUUAAGAAAAUAUUAAUUUUAUUAAACUUAUACAAAAAUAUUGUAUAACCGAAGGAUAAGUGAUAAAGGGCGAGGCAUAAGAUAACAAGCUGUUAAAAAGUUAUUCAAAUUGAAAAAAGAACUAUUUAUUGUGUACAAUAAAAACAAUUGAAUGUGGACAUGCGAUAUUUACACACACACACACGCAAUUAUACAAUAUUGCUUGAAGCUGCAUACGUGACAACAACAAAAGCAAAUACAAAUGAUACUUUUACCAAUGGCGAACGAAUAAACGAAUAUUGAAUUCGGAAAAUAUUUACUUUGAGACAGAGGCAGCUGUAGUCCGAGCAUUAGUGCCGACUUACCGUUCGACAUAAUUGAUGAUUGUACAAUAAUAUACACACACACAUAGGCAUAUACAUACAUACAUAUGCGUACAAAGCGGAGGUGUUUGCGUAAGAACGUUAAACGCAUGCAAAUGACUUUGGCGUUUGAUCAUACUUUUAGGAUUGACAAAUGACAAAUGACAGCAUCUUCCAUUUUAGUAGUUACGAAAUUCGAUGGCAUAACAUAACGGCAAGACGGCUUUUUGCAGUGCAGUGCUCGUAAAAGUAUGUAUUUUUAUAGUGUGUAGAGUGGUUGUAGUUGUAGGAGGGGUGUAUGAUUUAAAAUAACGGAUUAGUUAGGCUGAUUAAUGGACGCUUGCGCGGAGAUUUAAUGAUAAAGGACUUUUCAAUUAUUUUCUCUUGGCUACUAUGUAUUUUAUAUUUGAGUUGUAGAGCCAUAGAACACUGUCUAAAUAAUUUUCAGCGACAUUGCUGAGAUCACAGCGAAAAAAAACUUUCUUCGAUUCGCCAAGCGCCAAACUAGACAAGAUGCUCAAAUAAACGGGCAAACUUGUGGUGCAAACCUGCGCUAAUAUGUCUUCUAACGCAUGAGCAGUAGUUUAUUUUUUCUUUUUUUUUUUGUUUUUAUUGUAGGGGAAAGCAUCGCAAGUCGGAGGGCGGAACUUUAAUCCGCUAAACCUAAACUACUCCUAACUCAAGACUCUCACACGGAACACGGACAGAACAUUUAAGUCCGAGCCGAGUGUGGUUUUAAGUUUUUCCCUUGUAUUUGAAAAGCGAAAGCAAUAAAAUAAUACAUGUUCAGAGUCUUCAUAUGCUCUGUACACGUCGUACAGUUCGGACUAAUGUCAUUGUGGAAUCUGAAAAGGUAGCUUCUAAAACAGCCAUGUCCACUAAGUGAAAGAUUACGCCAGGUGUUCUUUAAAUUUUAAAUUUUGGAAUCCAAUAUUACCCCCAGAUACUUCAGCUGCGGAUGUGAAGUAAUUUUGCACUCACCUAUGGCGGGAUCUAAUCUUUCUUGUACCUUCCUGGUGCUUAUGAGCAAAACUUCUGUUUAGUGCUUCGCCAGUUCCAGACUCACAGAAGAGAACCAUUGGCAUAGACCAUUUAAGCACUCAUUGUAUUUGUUUCUUGGGACGACUAAUUGUUUGGCCAUUGCUACCACCAUGUGAUCGUCCGCAAACGCUAUUGGUUUCACGUCUGUCUUCUUAGCACCCCCUCAUUCAUGAGUUUCCAUAAUAGUGAGCCUAACACUGAGCCUUGGGGUACUCCACUAGAGAUAGCAGUUUUUGUUUUUUAAAAUAACUCCUUAUAAUGUUUAUGAGGUUCUCAAGGAUGCAGUAGUGUAAUGACUCUUUCUGUAGACAUUUUUUGCAUUAAAACACGUUGCUGUAACCCUUUAUUUUUAUUUUCUUUAAAUAAAUAUAUAUGAUUUUAAGUCUUAAAUUUUCAAAGUACAAGGAAAACGACAUUACAAUAGUAAAACUGAUCUAAAAUUCCCAAUGUUUGGUUAGCAGCCAUCUGCUGGUUAAGUUUUGGUUAACUUAACCAAGAUUUCUUCUUUUGGUAAAGAACCUUUGUCUUAACAAGAAGUGGCCCUUUAUAAGAUAUCCCCAUACUCUCUUGUAUGUAUUCAACUCGGUAACUUUGUUAUUGCUUUUAAAUAUAAUUUUUUUGACAAGAGAGCAGUAGCGAGCAGAGAAGUGGCGAAUCGAAGAAAGCUACUGUAGAACACGCAAGCGCGAAAAUAUUUGAAUUCAAAAGCUAUUUUUUUUAAUUUAAAACUCCAGAUUAAUUUUUAUCUCUCAAACAGGUAUUUUAGAUUAGAAAUUUUAAAAUUAUUUUCGAAGGUUACAAAUAAAAAAAAACAAUGAAAAUGUUGAUUCAAUUAUAUUUUUUUUAUUUUUUUAGGCAGUUCUCUUAGUUUAUAUAGUUAUUUAUUUACAGGUCAUACUUAAAUGAAAUAAAGAUUAAAAAAUAUAUAUAUUUUUAAUGCAUUAUUGGCAACUUUAAUUUCCGCAAAAUCUCUAUUUUUCGAUUUUCAAGCAAUGAUGAAAAAUUAUAUUUAACUUUUUUUUUAUUUUUUUACAAUAAUUUUGCUAGUUGAGUUUUUAGUAUAGACAAAGCGUAUCUUCGACAUCUUAUGGGUUUCAAUGACAUCUCAAUAAUAUGUAUAAAUAUUUAAAACAAAUCUGAAAAUUAAGCUUAUAAAAAUAUACGCGAAGACAAAUAUGCAGACAUAUAGAAAUACAUAUACAUAUAUGUAAGAUAAAGCAAAAACAAACAAAUAAUACAAAAUUAAAAGCAUUGAAACAAAAAGUGAUCUAGCUAAGCAAAUGAGUGCAACAACCAAAAAAGAAAACGAAAAACAAAAACAAAACUUAAAAGCUUCAGAGCUUGAGAGCUUGUAAUUAGGAAGUGUAACGGCAACAAAGGCAAUUACUUGUGUAUAAAGAAAAAAUAUGAAAUUUCCUUAUAUGUUUCAAUGUCAAUUCAGUUCAAUUAAUAAUGUUGCCACACAACAAAAAAAUAAAUGAAAUGUGGCAAUGUUUUAAGCAUAAAAACAAGUAUCUCCGUCGAUGUCAAUUCCUCUAGCUCGUUCUCCAAAACUCCUAUAAAAUAUAAAUUUUCUCAACUUAAAACAUGUAAUAUACAUACAUACAAAUAUAUACAUACAUAUACAUAUAUAUAAUAAUAAUGUAAAUAACUAAAUUAGUUGAGAAGGAAUGCACGCUCCUUUUUGCCUAUGUAAAAACGUCCAAAAAUUUCACUCAACAAAGAACUCUUUCUCUCGCUCUCUCUUUCCCUUCAACACAACAAACAAACUACUUUCAAACACGCUCAAACCAUUUUACUUCUAAAUUUAUCAACUUCUCACAACUACUUACGCUAACCAUCCUUUAUAUAUACAUACUUACAUAUAUACUUAAAUGCUAAAUGAACUUGUGUUCUUUGUUAGUUCUAGGCUAGAAUAAUGAAGUAAAAACCAACAAAAAAUACCUUUAAAGAUAAUAAUUAUACUAAAUUAUAAAAAAAGAAUGAAAAAUAAAAAAGAAAAAUAAAUAACAGUAAAAAGUAUGACAAACAUGCAAGCAAAAACAAAACCUAUAAAUAUUGUAUAUUGUUAACAAGUAUCUUUAUUUUCUGGAAUUAUACAUAAUUAAUUAUACAUAUAUAUAUUUAAAACGGUAAACUACCAUAAUGUUUGUGUGUAGCAGUGUAAUUUGUAUUUCUAAAUGUCGAUUUAUGCAUAAAUAUCUACAAUUAACAGAGACAACAAUAUCAAAAGGAUAUAAUUAAAACGCCAUGCCGUGCUUGUGCAACGCAUAAAUGUUUACAAUUCAAUUGAAAAGCCAAAAACGAGUUAAAAACGCCACUGGAGUAUGUUUGGAUUGCAUUUUGCAUAGCAACUUUGUCACUUUCUCCUCUUUUUUCCAAUUAUUUUGCGCAAACAAAGCAUUCGAUAUACCAAUACAUAAACACAUUUGAGCAAAUAAUAACUAAAAAAACAUUUACUAACAAAGCAGAAGUGCAUAUAUACAUACAUACAUAUAUAUACAUAUGUAUAUCUAUAAAUGAAUGCAAAUUAUGCUAAAUAUUAUGAAAUGUGAAAGUGUUUUAUGAUGUUUAAUGUGUACAUUUUCCAAUAUUUUUUUUGUGCAUUGCAAAUAUAAUAAAAAAGAAUGGAAAUACUGAGUUUUUUACAAAUAAUCAA